AUGACCUUCCAGAAAAUUUGUUUCGGGCACAAAAUAAAAAGUCUCGUGGAUUUCCUCAUCAGUUCCCACCCGAUCGCGGUGACGCUGAGGGAGCACGUCGUCUUCAAGAUCGUCCCGAUGCUCAAUCCGGACGGGGCCUUCCUCGGCAACUACAGGACGAACGUGAUGGGAAUGGACCUGAAUCGUCAGUGGACGGAACCGUCUCAGUGGGCCCACCCCACCGUCUUCUCCGCCAAAAAUCUCAUCAGCGACAUCGACGAGGACAAGAACGCGGACUUGGAUUUCGUGAUCGAUCUGCACGCACACACGUCGCUCCUCGGGGCCUUCGUUUACGGCAACAUCUACGAUGAUGUGUACAGGUACGAGCGACACAUCGUGUUCCCGAAGAUGCUGAGCCAGGUGGCGGAAGACUACAAUGCCAACAACUGCGUCUACAACCGGGAUCCCCAAAAGGUCAACUGCGCCCGAAGCGUCUCCCAGCCGCGUUUGUCCCGGCAGGUUCUCGAGUUUUCAGCCGUUUUGUUCUCGCCGCAGACUCGCAUCACGGCUCGGUCUGGAAGGGAUGAGGGAUUCCUUUACUCUGGGGAGGUGUGA
Darwinula stevensoni is the source of this 594-nucleotide messenger RNA. Lineage: Eukaryota; Metazoa; Arthropoda; Ostracoda; Podocopida; Darwinulidae. The record is from the annotation of a GenBank genome assembly.